This is a messenger RNA of Carlito syrichta (Philippine tarsier), 493 nucleotides long. RefSeq names its product complement factor H-related protein 1-like. The transcript has 3 exons. NCBI's taxonomy places the organism in Eukaryota, Metazoa, Chordata, Mammalia, Primates, Tarsiidae. The annotation marks the transcript as partial. The record is from RefSeq and is a predicted model, not a curated record.
AUGACUAAGUAUCCACAUGGUGAAAGAGUACGCUAUGAGUGUGUCAAACCUUAUGACAUGUUUGGGAAGGUAGAAGUGAUGUGUCUAAAUGGAAACUGGACAGAACCACCUCAAUGUCAAGAUUCUGAAGGAAAAUGCGGAACCCCUCCACCUAUUCACAAUGGAGACAUUACUUCAUUCCCUUUAGUGGUAUAUGCCCCAUAUUCAUCAGUUGCAUAUCAAUGCCAGAACUUAUAUCAACUUGAGGGUAACAGGCAAAUAACAUGUAUAAAUGGAAAAUGGUCAGAACCACCAAAAUGUUUAGCUCCGUGUGUAAUAUCAGAAGAAAUUAUGAGACAAUACAACAUAACACUUAGGUGGCAAAGACAUCAAAGAGUUUAUUCCAGAACUGGUGAAGAGAUUGAGUUUUUGUGUAAAGAUGGAUAUAAUCCACAAACAACAAAAAUCUCAUUUCGAGCAUUGUGUCAGAAUGGGAAACUUGUGUAUCCCAGCU